CCGACUAACUCACAAAGCAGCACCAUAGAUCUGUCUGAAAUCAGCGGCCUUAAGAAUGUCAACAUGCAGUUGCCAGCGGGUGUCAGUCUCGCCAGUUUACCUGGCGCGUCUUCGCUGCCAGGACGCAAGGACAAUCAUGACGGUACCUGUGAGCUUUACGUGGGAAAAAUUUGCGAGCACCUCGUUGGCAAUCAGUCCGUCUAUAUCCCCCACCCGAUGACCCAGAGCUUAUUAGAGGAAAAACUUAUAAAGGCCUUCAGCGUUAUUAAUAAAUCACCGGACCUAUCCCCGAACUGUGAGCGCUACGCGCAGCCAUCCCUGUGUUACUCGACAUUCCCGAUUUGCCGGAACUCUGCCAAAAACCAGCAGCCCAGCACCCAGUUGUUCCACCUGCUCAAAUCGAACCAGCAGGAGGAUUUCGAGGAAGUCGACGGCGAGGAUCAGAUCUUUUUUUUACGUCAAAUCAAAAGAUCUUUGCAAGCUCAGAUUGGAUUGGUUUUUUCAGUAAGUGUUGAAACACUUGUUGUCCUCGUUUCAGGGGGGUCAACUCGGAAGAUCAUCAGCACGACUUACGGCGACUCGCACUCGGCGAAAAAAGACGCGCUGAAUCGUAAGCUGCGUCGAAUUUGCCGCAAGGAGUGCGAAAUACUCGAGGACGAUUUGUGCAGGAGGGAAUACGCGAUCGGCAAACGACACCCGGAAAUCGGCAGACAACUGCCGCUCGUUGAGUGCUCGGAUCUUCCUCCCGAAGGCACCCCGGAGGCAGCUGACUGCAUGAGUCUGGGAAUCUCCACGGACAGCAACGUUCAAGAGAACGAUUAUUGUUAUUGGGGUACUGGAAAAUCGUACCGCGGUGUGGUCAAGACGAGCAUAACCGGCAAGCCGUGUCAGCCCUGGAUAAAUCAGUUUAAUCUUCAGAUCUCGGAUUACCCGGAACUGGCGGGUCGCCACUCGUAUUGCCGAAACCCGGGCAGUACGGAGUUGCAGCCCUGGUGUUACGUAGACGUGAAUAACCGCAUGCAAAAGGAACUUUGUUAUAUACCUAAAUGUGUUGAAAACUUGUGGGUUUACGCUGUUGUUGGUUUUGUACUCACGGGAGGAUUUGUAAUUAUACUGGUUUGUUAUUGUUGUUGCUACAGAAGCAAAAAAUCCAGAAGACAGACUAAUCACUUGCCCAUGAAUAAGAUGUUGACUGGAUUGCAAAGUGACAAAAAUAUUUACGACGGAAGACGAAACAACACGCAGCCCAUGGAGAUGAGCUCGUUGCUAGCCGGUCCCGGGAACACGACACCCGGAACCGGUACUCUGAGCAGCGGAAGCAGCCGAACUUCCAACAACCGAGUGCCGCAGUUUACAAUGAAUAACGUCGUGUUGUUGCAAGAACUGGGAGAAGGGGCGUUCGGAAAAGUUUACAAAGGCGAGUUGCAAACGGGAAACAAAACCGAUGAAGUUAUUUACGUGGCGGUGAAGACUUUGAAGGAAAACGCGAGUCCGAAGACUCAGAACGAUUUCAAGCGAGAGGUCGAUCUCAUGACCGAUCUCAGGCAUCCGAACAUCAUAUGUCUGCUGGGUGUCAUACUCAACGGUGAGCCCAUGUGCAUGUUGUUCGAGUACAUGACUCAAGGCGAUCUGCACGAGUUCUUGAUCAGCCACUCGCCGAGAUCGGACAUCCCUCUCAACAACUCGAGCGGAAAGGUCUUGGAACAGCACGAAUUUCUCCACAUUGCUCUGCAGAUAGCUUCCGGAAUGGAGUAUCUGGCCAGUCACCACUACGUCCACAGAGAUCUGGCUGCCAGAAAUUGUUUGGUCGGUGAAAACUUGACCGUGAAAAUCUCCGACUUUGGCCUCUCUCGCGACAUCUACAGCAGCGAUUACUACCGAGUGCAAUCAAAGAGUCUACUUCCUGUGAGGUGGAUGCCACCGGAGUCAAUAUUCUACGGCAAAUUUACAACGGAAUCCGACGUAUGGAGCUUCGGGGUGGUCUUGUGGGAAAUCUACAGCUACGGCUUACAGCCAUAUUAUGGGUACAACAAUCCCGAGGUAAUCGACAUGAUUCGUUCGCGUCAACUGUUGCCUUGCCCCGAAGAUUGUCCAACGAUGAUCUACAGCUUGAUGAUCGAGUGUUGGCACGAGGUGGCAAAUCGCCGACCGCAGUUCCCGGAGAUCCAUCAUCGGUUGCACAACUGGUACGCCAAUCAAACGUACCUUAAUGACUUUUGCAACGAGACGAUGACCAGUUACUCGGGUAGCAGCCACAAGAGCACCAACAAGACCAACUCGACGCAACUCUCCGCGCCGCUUUUCGGCAACAAGAACAACGAUUCCCUUAUCAGAAACAACCAGCAACAACAGCAGCCACAAUCGCUGUACGGUGUGCCGUCGACGGAUGGGUCGAUGCACAAGAUGACCGGCAACUUCCACAGCAAUGGUUUGCAGCACUACGGCGAGCAGCCGGGGACGCCGAUAAAAGCCCAUCAGCAGACCUACCAGACCGAUUACCCUGAAGACGGCAAGCAGUGCUGUUCGCCGAAACUUAGUGGUGCGAAAAAGGUUCUCCCUGUGGCGCCUCAUCUACAGCAGCAACAACAGCCGGCAGUCCCAAGUUGUUUGAAGACCAAUGGUCCAGCGAUGCCACCAAACGGUACGCGGCCGAUGCAAAACGGUGCUCAGCUAGUAGUCAGGCUACCCGACCCCAGUAAAGUGCUCAUCGAAACGAGACUUUCGAAACAGUAA
Molecule: messenger RNA, 2733 nt
Organism: Copidosoma floridanum
Lineage: Eukaryota; Metazoa; Arthropoda; Insecta; Hymenoptera; Encyrtidae
Gene: Ror
Product: tyrosine-protein kinase transmembrane receptor Ror
Biological process (GO): multicellular organism development; protein phosphorylation; positive regulation of kinase activity
Cellular component (GO): signaling receptor complex; plasma membrane
Molecular function (GO): ATP binding; transmembrane receptor protein tyrosine kinase activity; Wnt-protein binding
Source: RefSeq, a predicted model, not a curated record